AUGACUACUCGCAUCCCUACAAUUUACAAGGCCGUCUUCCUUUACUUUGACCCGCCACGCGCGCUUUGGGGUGCAUUCAUGUACUACUUCACGCGCGACUACGCUCUUCAAACGUUCUUUCUCGAAGGCUUCCAGGGCAGCCGUGAUGCGGCUCAUGACCUACUCUUAUACCAUUCAGGCGGCGCGGUGCUUGGGUCUGCCAUUUUGAAUGGCUUGCUGCUUCGAUAUACGCAGGACAUUGGCGUCUGGAAGUUCGUGCAGGCAGCGAUCGUGGCGAUUGAUAUCUCUCUCCUUGCUGGCAUAGUGGAGGUGUUUGGCAAACAGGGUCGGCUGUCCCCGGCCACAUGGCAGGCAGGUGAUUGGCUUGGAGUCUCUAUCACCACCGUGGUUACAGUUGUAAGGUUGGCGUUCAUCGCAGGAGUUGGACUAAAGGAGAAGACUAAGAGGACUUGA
Molecule: messenger RNA, 453 nt
Organism: Colletotrichum truncatum
Lineage: Eukaryota; Fungi; Ascomycota; Sordariomycetes; Glomerellales; Glomerellaceae
Source: RefSeq, a predicted model, not a curated record